Molecule: messenger RNA, 2160 nt
Organism: Cricetulus griseus (Chinese hamster)
Lineage: Eukaryota; Metazoa; Chordata; Mammalia; Rodentia; Cricetidae
Source: RefSeq, a predicted model, not a curated record
AUGGAGAAGAGUAAGAAUGUCCACCAGGCUUUGCUCAAUGAAGGAGAGGAGAAUGAACUGUCUGGGCUUGGUGCUCUGGGGAGAAGUCACCGAGCUACUGAGAUCAAGGGAGGCUUGAAAGAGGCACCAGAUAAGACCAAGAGUUAUAGAAGCAGAAGGAACACAGGGCAGGGGGAGGAAGAGAUCUUGGAAGUGUUUGGAUACCAUACCCAGAAUCUACGGAGAGCCCUGUGCCUUGUCACAGCCGUCCUGACUCUUGGGGCCAUACAACUGAUGUUCUACUGGAGGCCUGAGUGGUGGGUGUGGACAAGUUGCAUCCCAUGUCCUUUGCAAGAAGCAGACACAGUUUUGCUGAGGACAACAGAUGAAUUUCGAAGAUACAUAAGGAAAAAAGUCUUCUGCCUCCACUUAUCCACACUGAAGUUCCCUGUAAGCAAGAACCCCGAGGAACCUCUGGUGGCGGACCGCCACUCAGUCAUAAACCAAGCUGUAAUGAAGCCAGAAUUAAAAAUACAAUGCAUCCAAGUGCAGAAAAUCAGGUACGUGUGGGAUUUCUUGGAGAAGCGGUUUCAGAAAGUUGGGUUGUUGGAAGAUAGUAACACGUGCUUCGACAUCCACCAUACAUUUGGAUGGGGUCUGUCCAGUGAAGAGCAAGAGGUCAGAAGGUUAGUGUGUGGGCCCAAUGCUAUCGAGGUGGAGAUCCAGCCCAUAUGGAAGCUGCUGGUUAAACAGGUUUUAAAUCCAUUCUAUGUAUUCCAAGCCUUCACCCUCACUCUGUGGCUGUCUCAGGGUUACAUAGAAUACUCGGUGGCCAUCAUCAUUUUGACCGUUAUUUCCAUUGUCUUAAGUGUGUAUGACUUGAGACAGCAAUCCGUUAAGCUGCAUGACCUUGUGGAGGAUCACAACAAAGUCCAGGUCACCAUCACCGUGAAAGGCAAAGGUCUGCAGGAGCUGGAGUCCCGUCUCCUGGUUCCAGGAGAUGUUCUCAUUCUUCCAGGGAAAACGUCACUGCCUUGUGAUGCUGUCCUGAUUGAUGGGAGCUGUGUGGUAAAUGAAGGGAUGCUCACAGGAGAAAGUAUACCUGUUACAAAGACACCAUUGCCUCAGACGGAGAACACCAUGCCCUGGAAAUCCCACAGCUUAGAGGACUACCGGAAGCACGUGCUUUUCUGUGGAACGGAAGUGAUCCAGGUCAAGCCAUCUGGGCAGGGACCUGUUAGAGCCGUUGUUCUGCAGACAGGUUAUAAUACAGCAAAAGGGGACUUGGUGAGAUCCAUCCUCUACCCCCGACCUCUGAACUUCAAACUGUAUAAUGAUGCCUUCAAGUUCAUGGUGUUCCUGGCCUGUAUGGGUGUUGUGGGCUUUUUCUAUGCCCUGGGUAUCUAUAUGUACCAUGAAGUUCCUCCGAGAGAAACGGCAACCAUGGCCCUGAUCCUCCUCACGGCCACUGUCCCUCCGGUCCUCCCAGCUGCCCUGACCAUAGGUAAUGUGUAUGCCCAGAAGAGGCUGAAGAAGAAGAAGAUAUUUUGCAUCUCUCCACAAAGAAUCAACAUGUGUGGUCAGAUCAACCUCGUGUGCUUUGACAAGACAGGAACUCUCACAGAAGAUGGACUGGACCUCUGGGGGACUGUCCCCACAGCUGGCGACUGUUUCCAGGCAGUCCACAGCUUUGCUUCAGGCCAGACUGUGCCCUGGGGCCCACUGUGUGCAGCCAUGACCAGCUGCCAUUCCCUGAUCCUUCUUGAUGGGACCAUCCAAGGAGACCCUUUGGACCUCAAAAUGUUUGAAGGCACUGGCUGGAAUAUGGAAGAUUGCCAAGUGGCUUCCUGCAAAAUUGGCAUGUCAGAUUCAAGCACAGUAAUAAAACCAGGACCAAAAGCCAGUCAGAGUCCUGUGGAUGCCAUCACCAUCUUGCGCCAGUUUCCAUUUUCCUCAGCCCUUCAGAGGAUGUCUGUGAUUGCUCAGCUGUCUGGUGACCUUCACCCCCACGUCUACAUGAAGGGUGCCCCGGAGAUGGUGGCCAGGUUCUGCCGAACUGAAACAGGUACUGCCAUUUUUUUCUUUCAAGAGGUAAAACAUUUUAAAAGGCCAAACACAGGAGGCAAACAUCGGUACCGACACAGUAAGGCACAUGAAGACAUAAACUGCCAAAGCCAGUGA